UACUGUCGAUCCCCGUAUAAAGAGAUGUCGCGCACGGGACCGUCUACAGAGUAAAAGUCAAGUUGCAUUGCACGUCAUCAUGCGGAGUAUGCUUACCGAUAUCAAAAUGUCCACGUGGAAAUUGCGAUUCUUCUGUGAUUUAACGGCAUUACUCCUCGUAGAAUCGGUUGCUGCUGGCACACUGACAGCACCGGCUCUUCCUGCCAGUUCUUCCGAGUAUAACAAGGGCUUUCGCGACCGUCGCCUGCCUCACCCCAUUGACUCGUACCACGCGUUUGACGACACCUGUGUCAGCUACGUUUUGCCGACUUGCAGUGCCGCGUGGCCGGUGUGCGCCUGUAACCACACCACCGCCUACAAUGUCAGCCUCAUUUCCCGCUCUCUCGAUUUUCUCCGGAUCGGCGAGGUACACUAUCCGAAUUCAUACUCUUCUAACCGGAUGUGCCCUCCCAGCUGUCUGCACACCGAAUUCAUCCCGCUGCCGCGCCUGCCCAAUCUCCGCACCAUCGUGUUAAGUAACAUUUGGGUGGCGCCCGCUGAUCGGCCGUUUCCCGGAGUACCUUUGCCGGCUUCGCGGCAUUGGACAGAUUGGAACUCUCUCGGAAUCGCAUGUCGGCUGUUGCCGUUGACGCGUUUUCCAGCUGACACCGGCCCGUGCCCCGCCGACUCUGAAGACGGUGUGGAUCAGCGAGAACACCAUAACGCGACUGGAUUGGUCCGUCUGGGAGCCGCUAGCGCAGAGCUUAGAGGCCAUUUUUCUGGAGCAGAACGAGAUUGAGGAGGUGUACUUGAGCCAUGAUUUCGCCAUGCAGAAGGUGGGGGCGGUGCGCCUGGCCGCAAACAAGCUGAUUUGGCUUGACGAGCGUCUCCUGGCCAGCGUGUCCAGCGAAAACGCGCGACCCUUCCUGGAGAUUGAAUACAAUCCGUUCUGCCAAAGUGAUGCAGACUGUGACUGCCCAUCGCUGCGUCCAUUGUGGAAAUGGCUGAAGAAACAGCCGCGCCGCUACGUACCUCCGGGACGUGUGGUUACUUGCUGCUACGGCUACAGGGACCGUUUGACCUGUGGACCAUACCGGAUUGAUCCCCGGAAGCGAAGUUUUGAAAAGUAUAUUUAUACGCCGAAUGUUACCGGUUAUUACAGUGCCCAAAGCCUGUUCGAUCUGGCGGACAGCCGCCAGAAAUCGCUCCUGCAGUAGUCAUCGCAUAUUUUAUCCCGCAGUCGCGCGCGUUCUAUGAAUUUUAGAUAUUUUGAAACGCUACGGAAUACCAGGACUUGGAAUGUAAUUCAUGUGAUGGGCACUGAUUUUCUGACUACCAUAAAAUUGCAACGGUAUCUGCACUGUACUCAUACAUCUGUUAAU
Molecule: messenger RNA, 1361 nt
Organism: Paramacrobiotus metropolitanus
Lineage: Eukaryota; Metazoa; Tardigrada; Eutardigrada; Parachela; Macrobiotidae
Exons: 3
Coding region: 80-778 (232 amino acids)
Source: RefSeq, a predicted model, not a curated record